This is a messenger RNA of Dicentrarchus labrax (European seabass), 1417 nucleotides long. RefSeq names its product ornithine decarboxylase-like. Gene Ontology annotation, cellular component: cytoplasm. Gene Ontology annotation, molecular function: ornithine decarboxylase activity. NCBI's taxonomy places the organism in Eukaryota, Metazoa, Chordata, Actinopteri, Moronidae. The transcript has 9 exons. The record is from RefSeq and is a predicted model, not a curated record. Bases 56 to 1372 code for a protein of 438 amino acids.
UUGCAUGGGAAUGCUGUUAUAAUGCUUAUACUCAUUUGAAAAUAUUUCCACAAAUAUGGAGGAGCAUACAGCCUGUGUAACUACAAAUGGACCAGUCUUGAACAUUUUGUCCCCUGAGAAUUGUGACAUUGAAAUUUUAGACAAUGGAAGGACCAUCAAUGAUUUCAUAGACAAUAAAAUACAGGAACUUGGUUCAAAAGACAGUGAACAGCCAUUCUAUGUGGCAAAUCUAGAUGAUAUGGUUAAGAAGCACCUGAGAUGGCUCACUGCGUUACCUCGAGUCAAGCCUUUCUAUGCACUGAAGUGCAACAGCUCACCAGCGGUUUUGAGGACGAUGAUUGCUCUGGGCACAGGUUUUGACUGUGCUAGCAAGGGUGAGAUUCAGCUGGCCCUGUCCCUCGGUGUGGCACCUGAUAAAAUAAUUUAUGCACACACAACCAAAGCACGGUCACACAUCAAAUAUGCCCGUACUCAUGGAGUAAAUAUGAUGACUUUUGACAGCGAGGAUGAACUCGUAAAAAUUUCUUUCUGUCAUCCUACAGCCAGACUGGUACUCCGCAUCGCAGUGGACGACACUUGCUCGGUGAUAAGACUCAGUUCAAAGUUUGGAGCCAGACUGGGGACAGUGGAUAAGCUGCUGGGGCGUGCUCGGGAGCUGGACCUGGAUGUCAUUGGGGUCAGCUUCCAUGUAGGCAGCGGGUGCACUGAAAGUUCGGCAUUCAAACAGGCCAUAGCAGAUGCCCGACAUGUUUUUGACAUAGCGAAUAAGUUGGGAUUCCAGAUGACUCUCUUGGACAUUGGUGGAGGGUUCCCUGGGAGAAAUGACUUCAAAGUCACAUUUGAAGAGGUUUCAGAAGUCAUUAAUGGAGCACUGGAUGAAUACUUCCCCUCUGACAGUGAAGUGGAGAUCAUCGCUGAGCCAGGCCGAUACUAUGUGGAAUCAUCCUUUACACUGGCAGCGAACGUCAUUGCCAAAAGAGUCAUCCUAGAUGAUACGGAACACAGUGAAAUUGUGGAAAACAGCCGGGACAGAACGAUGAUGUACUACCUUAAUGAUGGACUGUACGGUUCCCUGAGUCCCAUCGUCGAUGAACCUUCUUACUACAAGUUUGAACCAUACUGUCACAGGGCUGUUAAGAGCAGUGAGCAGAAGUACCAGUCUAUCAUCUGGGGUCCAACCUGCGACAGCACUGAUAAACUAUCUGACGACUACUGGCUUCCUGAGUUGCACGUGGGGGACUGGCUUCUCAUCGACAACUCGGGUGCUUACACUGUUAGUUUAUGCACUGAAUACUGUGGAUUUGAAAGAACACGCAUUUACCCUGUUGUGACAGCUGAAACAUGGCACGCCUUAAACCUUUCUCACAUUUAAGUUAGUUAAGUCAAGUAAAAAUAGUCAUACAGUAUAUAAGGUGCU